UGUCCAUUGGCCUGUUGGGCCGGAGGCUCUUAGGCUUGGAGCAAUGCCAUUCUCCCUAGUAAGCUGUACACUGGGGGGUUUUUGAAGCAACUACCGAUUCCAGUCGAUCGACGGCUUUUCCAGUUCCUGGCUGCAGAUUCACUAUUAUUAUAAUCGUAAAAUUCAAUAAUCUCUCCACUCAAACAGUGUUCUACUCUUAGACGUAACAAAAGGAAGGUCUUAUUUGUUUAUUUAACUGUUAGCUCUCCAAUCUUGAUUUGCUGGAGCUAAGAGGGGACACGUUCUAAGUGUUUCUGCUAAAAUUUUGGAAUACGUACAUGUUGAGUUGGCGAAUAGUUUGAAUGGAUAGGUUAUUAGAGUUUGGUAGAAGAGCCAUGUUUUAUGUGAGAGUUCUCUCAGGAUAUGAAGAACGAAGAAUUCGAUCUUAUAGGUUGCAGAUUGAGAAGCGUCUCCAACAGGCACAAAAGAGGAAGGAAGCCUUAAGAAAAAUUCCCGAGCAAGCAAUAUUAGCAGAGGUUCGUCGUAUGAUUGAGGAGAUGCAGACUUUAAAUAAGAAGCUAGAAGAAACAGAGGCUGCCAUUGAAGAGUACUUCAAACCAAUUGACAAGGAAGCCGAGUACAUAAUGAAAAUACAGCUUGAAGGAGAGGAGAAGACAAUGAGGGAGAUGAUGGCAACUCUGCAGAGACAAGCUUUGGUUGAGAAAGCUGAAGCAGAAAAAAUUGCAAACAAAAAGGAACAUACUGAGGAACCAGGAUCCACCAUCAUGGAAAAACAUGCUGAGAUGAGAUAAUUCCAUGAAAUGCUCAGUUUCCAGUUGAAAUUGAAUUGAUUCUGAAACAGGGCAUGCUCCAUAAAGCUGCUCUUUUUGGCAUACUUUCUAAGAUCAGGUUUGUUUAUGCCUUCUGGGCAUGGUCCCUCUGGACAGUUUAGGCCUUUCUAAAAUAUCCUAAUAAAAGAAGGCAACAUUUUGUCAGAUUUUGUAUUAAUAUCUCAAAUAGACAACAGAGAGUUUACAUUGUUGUCCUAAUGAUUUUUAAUGGGGGAUUGAAAAUUGUGUCAUGAAAAAGGAGCAGUCUCAUCGUGUAACUGAUCUUGUUGCAUUCAAGAGUAAACUAUUUUUUAAUCCAUGGAUAUAAAGUGAAAGCUCAAAAAGUUGAAGCUAGUAUGGGCAUAUUUAAAGUAAGAUUGGAAGUCUGUUGAGUAUCUGUACUUAUACUGGAUAUAGAUGCUUGAACUCUUUCUUUUGAAUUCUUAUUUUUGAUAAAGGUGAGACUCUAUUUUUCUUGGUGA
Mangifera indica (mango) is the source of this 1291-nucleotide messenger RNA. RefSeq lists its product as uncharacterized. The transcript has 4 exons. Bases 342 to 791 code for a protein of 149 amino acids. Lineage: Eukaryota; Viridiplantae; Streptophyta; Magnoliopsida; Sapindales; Anacardiaceae. The record is from RefSeq and is a predicted model, not a curated record.